CUUCUGGCAAGAUGUUCCUGGUGUGGCUGGGGUUUGUGCCUGUACUUUUGCAUUUGUCAGUGGCCGACACAGCUGAGGUGACAUUCCAUAUGGAUGCUGUGAUGAGAAUUCUAGAAGACCUGGAGAGCUGUCUGAAAGGGACGCCAGCAGUGAGUGUGGCCGUGCUUCUCCAGGAGCUGGAGGCCUGCACAAGUGAGAUGUGCCAGUUCUUCCUUGGCCCAAUGGCUCCAGCCCCCUCUGAUCUGGCCUGCUUGAGUGAAGCACAGAGAGCCUUCCUCAAGUCCUUGGUGAAUCAGCCUGUCAGCAAUGACUCUCUGAUAGAACACGGGGUGGUCCUAACCGCUGAUGGGACCACAGUUGUGCUUGCUCCUCUUCUUGCUGGGGUGGCUGCUGGAUUGAGGAGGAGGCGAGAGGUGGCUCACCCUGCCACAGCUCUACGCACUGACCCCUCAGCCAGCUCUGAAGUAGAACCUCACCUCCUUCUGGACCACCUUUCCGGCUCAACAAUUGCCGUGAACCUUGCCAUGGCCUUUCUCCUCUUCUACAAGAAGCAGAGCCCAGUGGCUCUCGGGCCAAAUGGCUGCUGGGAUCACCUCUCUGCCCCCCACACAUUUACCUUGAUGGGUCCUCCCUCCCCUGUCACUGAUGCCUUCAUCAAUGGGGCAAUGGAUGGCCUCAUCCUGGGCACACAUUUGGCAGAGCAUGCUCAGCCACCCCCCAACAUCAGUGCCCUGCUGAACACCUACUAUAGCGGGGAGGACCUGGUGGGGGGCAAGCAGCUCCGCAGCAACUUCCGGAGGCAGAGCUUUGCUGUGCUGGUGAGCAAGGAGGAGCUAAGCAAGCAGGUGGAGAAUUCUCUGCACCUGCUCAGGAGGCUGAAUGAAACCCACACUCUCUUUGAGGGCAUCACGAACGAGGAGCUGACUGUCCUUGCGAACCAGGCUGCAGAAGAGUUCACGGCAUUGUACGUAGAGUGUCCUGCAAUCAUCCCACGAUGCAUGUGGGGGGCCCGGCCCUACAAUGGAACGCCAACUCAACUUCAACUGCCCUUAGGCUUUGUAUACAUCCACCAUACCAGCACCCCUUCAAAGCCAUGCCGAACCUUCCCAGCAUGCUCAGCUGACAUGCGCUCCAUGCAGCGAUUCCACCAGGAUGUUCGUGGCUGGGAUGACAUUGGUUACAGUUUUGUUUUCGGCAGUGAUGGGUACCUCUACCAGGGGCGGGGCUGGCACUGGGUAGGAGCUCACACUCGGGGCUACAACAGCAAGGGCUACGGUGUCAGUUUCAUUGGGAACUACAUGGAGGUCCUUCCAGAGCCCUUUGACCUGGAACUUAUGAAGAACUCCUUCUUGCAGUGUGCGGUGAGAGGCUCCAGGCUGCAAGCCAACUAUACCAUUCAUGGGCACCGUCAGAUGACUUCUACCCUUUGCCCAGGAGACAGACUGUUUCAAGAGAUAAAAACAUGGAAAGGUUUCAAGGAGAGGUGCUUCAUGGACAGGGGUGUCCAGGACUGCACCUGACCUACAGCCCACAGAUACCAGAGAGAGAAGCCUUCACCCUCCUGCAAAAUGCCAUCAGUGCCCUCAUUAAACACUAUGGGGCAUCCGCAAUGAACCAAGAGCCAAGUAAAUCAUGAAAAUCGUGUAGUUAUAAGCUUUGAUUUCAGCAUUUGUGGGUGAAAAUAUGAGAUACAUGGGGCAAUGGAAUGGAAAAGAAUGGAGAAAUACAAUCAGGUGUAUAAUGUAUAGGAAGCUGGAAUAGCUAGUCCAGGGAACCAUGUGGCUAAUGGGGUAGGCUAGAAAUCAAUCAAUUAAUCAAUCAAUCAAGCUGGAUUAUAGUCAAGGAUUAUGCAGCUGGACCUCCAUGGGAAAUAGGGGCAACAGUUUGUGUAAGGUUAAAGAUUUCAAAUGUAAAAGCUACAUAUAACAUUUCAGUUAGAAAGAGCAUGUGCAUGUGUAUUUAUCCUGCUAAAAAACAAGGUAUCCUCAACUAGAGAAGCAUAGCACCCCCUUCACCAUGCUGUAUCACCAAGCAGAAACCUGAGUGCUCUGUGGGGUGGAGGAAGACUUCAGAACAGGCUGUGCAAGGAGAUGCCCUCUAACCUGUGGCACAGCAGAGUAAAGCUUUUUCUCCCUCUGCUCCCUGCACACCUAGGACAAUUCCUAUAGCACCAUAAUGCUGCUGAUGCUAGGAAAAAGGUUUAGGAAUGGCUCUACCACCAGCCUUCAACCUUAGUUAGUGGCACUACUUUUCCUUCAUUGUCUGGAAGUGGAGUUAAAAUGGAGAAUCUACACAGCACCUACUAUAACCCAGUGUGAUCUAAACAUCCCUUUCCAUAUUGCCAAGAGUUCUCUUAGUAAGAACUCACAAGUAAGCUUCAUUCAACAAAGAUCCUCUCCUACGCCAAUUAAAAUGUCCUGUUGCAUGGUUAUCUUAUUUCUUUCUGUCAAUUGAACCCAACAAAUAAACGAUUAAUAGGCUCUUGUCUCUUGAAAAGCCCCUCA
This is a messenger RNA of Varanus komodoensis (Komodo dragon), 2504 nucleotides long. It is a transcript of the gene PGLYRP2, whose product is annotated as peptidoglycan recognition protein 2. Lineage: Eukaryota; Metazoa; Chordata; Lepidosauria; Squamata; Varanidae. Gene Ontology annotation, biological process: peptidoglycan catabolic process; detection of bacterium; defense response to Gram-positive bacterium. Gene Ontology annotation, molecular function: N-acetylmuramoyl-L-alanine amidase activity; peptidoglycan immune receptor activity; zinc ion binding. The record is from RefSeq and is a predicted model, not a curated record.